This is a messenger RNA of Peronospora matthiolae, 1224 nucleotides long. Lineage: Eukaryota; Oomycota; Peronosporomycetes; Peronosporales; Peronosporaceae. The record is from the annotation of a GenBank genome assembly.
AUGGUGUCGUCAGUUGAGCGCGCCGAGGUAACGGCCAUGGAGCUCUUGCUCCUCCAUCAGCAGCAACAGCAUGACACUGCAGCAACGAGUGCGACCGCGCUAGAUUCUAUGGCUCAGAUCUUUGGGGAGGCGCACGCAGUUGUUGAAGCGCUUGACGCAGCAGACGUGACGGAGCGACUGGCUCGAGUUGUGACUGUUAUGCAGGAAAGUCUGCGUCUCGUGGGACACAACGUUGGCUCGAUACUGCAAGACGAGGAGAAGAUGCACGAUCUGUGCGAGCAUGUGAAGCAAGCGGACGCCCGAGCACUCGAGGUGCUGCAACUGUCGUCCAGAGCGCUGCUGGAGAAUUACCAGCAGCACUCUGGUCAAGGAAGAGAUGGGGACGGGAGUGAGGUUCCCAUGGUUGUGUCAGGUGAUCGUGUGGGCUCGUCCUCAGCGAUUGUGGUGGCGCACUUUGAUGAGGAGAAAGUGCGCAACGUGAUGGUCGUUGCUGAGAGCGUGUGCACGACAAUAGACCAUGCACUUGGAACGAUCACGGACGAUGAGCUCGCGCUUGCAUCGCAGUUGUCGCUGGAUAUUGCACAGAAACUAUUGGAGGCAGGACAGUCGCUGUUCACGUCGCUGGGCGACGACGAGCGCCGGAAAGGGCGAGCGGCGGAUCGCGGUGAUCGCAUUACGAUUGAAGAAGUAGAGGACGAGGAAGGUGGAGGUGGUACUAGUGAAAUGUCGGGAACGGUGCAAGAGGACAAGAAGCGACGAGAGAAGACUAGAAGUAGACAGUUGGAACAUGCCGCUGUGCUGAGAACGUACGUGAUGGACGUAUAUACCCGGACGCGAAAAGGAGCCGUGGAGCACCCGUUUUUGGCAGGCGCGGUCACUGCAAUGGGACUGCCGUUUAUUGGAUUGGCGAUCCCUGUUGCGAGCUUCGUCGCCGCGGCACUUGCGGUCGAGAAGUAUUUUCCCGAGCACACACAGCUGAUUCUGGAGCUUUGUUCGAACCUCGUCCAGAUGUCUAAACUGUGGUGGCUUCUGUUGAAGGUCGGUACGCGCCAAGUCAGCGUUGUAGCUACAGAAUGCUUUAAAUCGUGGUACGAGUACGCAUCUACGAAUGGUUUCGUAGCUACGGGUAUAGAAAUGGUGUCGACAGGCUGCAACCUUGGCUUUGUCGGCGCCUCCUACCUUUACCAGAUGACGCUUGCUUUCACCAAGCAAGUCCUCCAGUAG